GAAGAAGCAGGAAGCAACUACGUCGUCUGAGGGCGAUAGCUCUUCCUGUAGUAACAUGGCUAGCUGCUGUUCCCUGAAACUAUUGACACUUUUCAGCCUGAUUAUUGUUCCUGCCUCGGUGGAAAGUAAUAAUAUUGAGGCUGAAGCUGGUAAAUUCUUCAGCAGUGGACACACAAACAAUUGGGCAGUUUUGGUGUGCACAUCCAGAUUCUGGUUCAACUAUCGUCAUGUGGCCAACACACUAUCUGUGUACCGUAGUGUCAAGAGACUGGGCAUCCCAGACAGUCACAUAGUUUUGAUGCUGGCCGACGACAUGGCGUGUAACCAUAGAAACCCGAAGCCGGCCACGGUUUUCAGUCACAAGAACAUGGAGCUCAACGUGUACGGAGAUGACGUGGAGGUGGAUUACCGUGGUUACGAGGUGACCGUUGAGAACUUCCUCCGUGUUCUGACGGGACGACUGCCUCCCAGCACCCCGCGGUCCAAACGCCUUCUCUCUGACGACCACAGCAACAUCCUCAUCUACCUCACUGGUCACGGUGGGAACGGCUUCCUGAAGUUCCAGGACUCUGAAGAGAUCAGCAACGUGGAGCUGGCCGACGCCUUUGAACAGAUGUGGACGAAGAGAAGGUACAAUGAGCUGCUGUUCAUUAUUGAUACUUGUCAGGGAGCCUCCAUGUAUGAGAGAUUCUACUCUCCUAACCUCAUGGCCCUGGCCUCCAGUCAAGUUGGAGAAGAUUCCCUGUCGCACCAGCCAGACCUGGCCAUCGGGGUCCACCUGAUGGACAGGUAUACAUUCUACCUGUUGGAGUUUCUAGAGGAUAUUCACCCUGCUAGCACCGCUAACAUGAAUGAUCUGUUUAAGGUGUGUCCUAAGAGUCAGUGUGUGUCCACUCCGGGCCACCGUACAGACCUUUUCCUCCGGGACCCCGGUAACGUCCUCAUCACCGACUUCUUUGGUAGUGUCCGCAAAGUAGAGAUCACCAUGGAAACCAUCAACCUGACAGCUCCCAUGGUGCAUCUGGCUGUGGAAAGACCAGUCAGUGAGCUGAAGACCGAGAGUCAGUCAUACGUGGACCAACUACCAGUGGCUGAGAUUAUACACCAGAAACCGAAGCAGAGGGACUGGCACCCUCCGGACGGUUUCAUCCUGGGUCUGUGGACUCUCAUCCUCCUGGUCUUCUUCAAGACGUACGGCGUCAAGCACCUUAAGCACAUCUUCUAACCCCCUGACCUUUUAACCCCUGACCUCUGACCCACUUCUGCUCCUUGUGCAGUUUUGCACAAGUUCACUUGGCUUCCUAGAUUUGAGGAGAGGACUGGCGUAGGACUCAUGGUGAAUACUCUAAAGCGCAGGCUUUUAUCCAUCCAGUUAUUUUAAAUGCACGGGGGGAGGAGUGCACAACUGCACACUUCAGGAUAAAGGACAGACAGUUGGGACGCAGUGUUUGGCGAGCUCCCAAUCUUUCUCUGGAUUACGAGAAGACUACAAAGACAUUAUUAACAGGGAAAGAAUGACGCAGUCUUGUGUGGAAAUUGCCUUUCUAGUUAUUCUAUGGUUAUUAACAUUAUCGAAGGGGCACUCUGUGAUUGGUACAUCCAUUUUGUUAUUGUUUGAAGAACAGAUUGUCCCUUUUAACAUCAUUGUUUGUGUUUGAACUCUGAACUGUGUUGGAGAGAAUGUGAUGACACAACACUGACCUCACCAAAGACACACAUUGUUGUGCCUUUCUGGACAUAAACAUUACUCUGUAACUACUGCUGUUUAUUAUCCUGUACAUAAACAUUACUCUGUAACUACUGGUGUUUAUUAUCCUGUACAUAAACAUUACUCUGUAACUACUUGUUACUGCUGGUGUUUAUUAUCCUGGACAUAAACAUUACUCUGUAACUACUGCUGUUUAUUAUCCUGUACAUAAACAUUACUCUGUAACUACUGGUGUUUAUUAUCCUGGACAUAAACAGUACUCUGUAACUACUGGUUACUACUGGUGUUUAUUAUCCUGGACAUGAACAGUACUCUGUAACUACUGGUUACUGCUGGUGUUCAUUAUCCUGGACAUAAACAUUACUCUGUAACUACUGGUUACUGCUGGUGUUCAUUAUCCUGGACAUAAACAUUACUCUGUAACUACUGGUUACUACUGGUGUUUAUUAUCCUGGACAUAAACAGUACUCUGUAACUACUGGUUACUACUGGUGUUUAUUAUCCUGGACAUAAACAUUACUCUGUAACUACUGGUGUUUAUUAUCCUGGACAUAAACAUUACUCUGUAACUACUGGUUACUGCUGGUGUUUAUUAUCCUGGACAUAAACAGUACUCUGUAACUACUGGUGUUUAUUAUCCUGGACAUAAACAUUACUCUGUAACUACUGGUUACUGCUGGUCUUCAUUAUCCUGGACAUGAACAGUACUCUGUAACUACUGGUUACUGCUGGUGUUUAUUGUCCUGGACAUAAACAUUACUCUGUAACUACUGGUGUUUAUUAUCCUGGACAUAAACAGUACUCUGUAACUACUGGUUACUACUGGUGUUUAUUAUCCUGGACAUAAACAUUACUCUGUAACUACUGAUGUUUAUUAUCCUGGACAUAAACAUUACUCUGUAACUACUGGUUACUACUGGUGUUUAUUAUCCUGGACAUAAACAGUACUCUGUAACUACUGGUGUUUAUUAUCCUGGACAUAAACAUUACUCUGUAACUACUGGUUACUGCUGGUGUUUAUUAUCCUGGACAUAAACAGUACUCUGUGACUACUGGUUACUGCUACUGUGUAUUAUCCUGGACAUAAACAUUACUCUGUAACUACUGGUUACUGCUGGUGUUCAUUAUCCUGGACAUAAACAGUACUCUGUAACUACUGGUUACUGCUAGUGUUUAUUAUCCUGGACAUAAACAUUACUCUGUAACUACUGGUUACUGCUAGUGUUUAUUAUCCUGGACAUAAACAUUACUCUGUAAAUACUGGUGUUUAUAAUCCUGGUCAUAAACAUUACUCUGUAAUUACUGGUGUUUAUUAUCCUGGACAUAAACAUUACUCUGUAACUACUGGUUACUGCUGGUCUUCAUUAUCCUGGACAUAAACAUUACUCUGUAACUACUGGUUACUACUGGUGUUUAUUAUCCUGGACAUAAACAUUACUCUGUAACUACUGGUUACUGCUGGUGUUUAUUAUCCUGGACAUAAACAUUACUCUGUAACUACUGGUGUUUAUUAUCCUGGACAUAAACAGUACUCUGUAACUACUGGUUACUGCUGGUCUUCAUUAUCCUGGACAUAAACAUUACUCUGUAACUACUGGUUACUACUGGUGUUUAUUAUCCUGGACAUAAACAUUACUCUGUAACUACUGGUUACUGCUGGUGUUUAUUAUCCUGGACAUAAACAUUACUCUGUAACUACUGGUGUUUAUUAUCCUGGACAUAAACAGUACUCUGUAACUACUGGUUACUACUAGUGUUUAUUAUCCUGGACAUAAACAGUACUCUGUGACUACUGGUUACUGCUGGUCUUCAUUAUCCUGGACAUAAACAUUACUCUGUAACUACUGGUUACUACUGGUGUUUAUUAUCCUGGACAUAAACAGUACUCUGUAACUACUGGUUACUGCUGGUGUUUAUUAUCCUGGACAUAAACAUUACUCUGUAACUACUGGUGUUCAUUAUCCUGGACAUGAACAGUACUCUGUAACUACUGGUUACUGCUGGUGUUUAUUAUCCUGGACAUAAACAGUACUCUGUAACUACUGGUGUUUAUUAUUCUGGACAUAAACAUUACUCUGUAACUACUGGUGUUUAUUAUCCUGGACAUAAACAUUACUCUGUAACUACUGGUGUUUAUUAUCCUGGACAUAAACAGUACUCUGUAACUACUGGUGUUUAUUAUCCUGGACAUAAACAGUACUCUGUAACUACUGGUGUUUAUUAUUCUGGACAUAAACAUUACUCUAACUACUGGUUACUGCUGCUGUUUAUUCUAGAUUUAAUGUAUGGGAUCUGACUGGUGAAUGGGUUUAGAGUUAAAACGCAACUAAAGAUAAAAGGAUGGAAGCAACAAUCCAAUGUUUGUUGUAUUUUUUUUUUUAUUGUUGCAUGGUUUAGAAUUAAAGAGGGAGAGCGGAAAAGGAAACUGAGAAUAAAAUAAAGGAGUUAAAAUAGUGGAAAGCAGUGGUCCUUCUCAGGAGAGCAGACGGAUGUGUUCUUUGAGAUGGUUGAUUGUCUAAUUUGAUGUCUUUAAGGAAAUGUGUGUAUAUUCUUUAUUCCUUUUACUUUGUCUCUGGCAGCAGAGUUGUCUAUUUGACCGUUCUUCCUCAUAUCUAUAAUUAAAUUGAUGGGACUGAAAGGCACUGAA
This is a messenger RNA of Salvelinus fontinalis (brook trout), 4355 nucleotides long. RefSeq names its product phosphatidylinositol glycan anchor biosynthesis, class K (gene pigk). Gene Ontology annotation, cellular component: GPI-anchor transamidase complex. Gene Ontology annotation, biological process: proteolysis; protein localization to cell surface; attachment of GPI anchor to protein. Lineage: Eukaryota; Metazoa; Chordata; Actinopteri; Salmoniformes; Salmonidae. The transcript is spliced from 11 exons. Gene Ontology annotation, molecular function: GPI-anchor transamidase activity. Bases 56 to 1225 code for a protein of 389 amino acids. The record is from RefSeq and is a predicted model, not a curated record.